AAAAUAAAUAAAUAACUCGCAAAGAUCAUACUUCAUGCUUCAUACAGCAAAACACCAGCUCGCUCUCGCUCUCUCUCUCUCUCUCUCACCUAAAAACUCCCAAACACAAAAAUCAUCAAAUUUUCGUAGAACCAGCUGAUCGUCGUCCGAAUCCUAAUUCAACAAUCAUUCGAUAUCCUUUCUUUCAAUCGCCAUCUUCUUCUACCUCUCGAUCCGUUGCCAUUGUCAAAUUAUCGAAAACCCUAAUCAUUUUCUUUAUUUCGCAAAAAAAAAAAAAUCAAUCAAUCAUCGUCGAUUUGGGGGAGGAGGAGAAGAGAUCGUCAAUCUUUAUUAUUCCAGACUAUAAUCAAUUUUAAUCGAUUUUUGAUCUGGGUUUCCGAUCCUAAUUUUGUGGUAUCGGAGUUUUGUUAUUGGUGUUCUCGUGAUAAAAUCUUAUUUUUCCUCAUAUCCCCAAACGUAAAGCGCAAUCAUUUUCUUUUGAUUUUAUCCGGAACUCUAGUUUGCGGUUUAGUUUAAUCGAAUUAGAUUUUCAUUUUAUUGAUCCCCAUUGCAAAUCUUGUUUGCUUAAACUAAAUAAUCUUUGCCAAAUUUUAGGUUUGUGCAUAGGUGUAUACUGCGAUUUGCAUAUAGAAGUUUGUUUUCGUAUAAAAAAAACACAAAACAAAACCCUGGGUCUUUUCGAGAUCUUCGAAAACAUUUGGAGUGCAUUUCAUAUCGAGUUUCUGAAGAAAGAUGGUCGGUGGUGGAAACAGAAAGGAUGAUCCGAUAGCAAUUAACAGCACGAACGUUUUUGCUGCUCUUGGAAGUCUAAAGAAGAAGAAGAAGUCUGAUAAAGAGCAGGGUUCUUCGAAGAAGGGAAGUAGUUCAAAGAAGAAGCAGGAUAAGGAGAGCAAAGCGGAGAAGGAGCAGGUUUUCUGGGCUCCGGCGCCGUUAACGGUGAAAUCAUGGGCGGAUGUGGACGAUGAAGACGAUGAUGAUUACUAUGCAACAACAGCUCCGCCUCCUGUUUGGGGCGCCGGUGCUGGAAUGCAACAAGACAAGGUUAAAGGAAAUGAGACCCCAGUUGAGGAAAGUGAAAGUGAAGAUGAAGGUCUUGAUGAUGAGAAUGAUGAAGAAAACGAUCAUGAAGCAGAAAAAGAAGGUGUUGUUGAAAAGGCUGCUGAAAAAGAGGUUGUUGUGCCUAAAGACAAUGACAGACAACUCUCCAAGAAGGAAAUAAAGAAGAAAGAACUUGCUGAACUUGAAGCAGUUCUUGCAGAAUUAGGGUUAUCUGAAACCACUCCCCAAGAACAUCCCCAUGGUGGGACCCAAGAGAAGGUGGAGAAGCAAAAUGGAGAAGAGGAGAAGAAAGACAAAAAUGCCCCUGGUGGGGAGAGCAAAAGUUCCAAAAAGAAGAAGAAGAAAGACAAGUCUUCUAAAGAGACCAAAGAACAACAGGUCUCCAAUGGGCCUGAGAAUUCUGUGGCAUCAGAAGAGAAGGUGGAAGGGUUAUCUGGAAUUGAUGUGAAAGAGAAGUUGAAGAAGGUGGCUGCUGCUAAAAAGAAGAAGUCUUCUAACAAGGAAAUGGAUGCUGCCGCUAGAGCUGCCGCCAGUGAGGCGGCGGCAAGGACUGCCAGGCUGGCGGCUGCUAAGAAGAAGGAGAAGAACCACUAUAACCAGCAGCCUGUGAGGUAAGUGUGGUGUGAUAUGAUAUGCUUUAAGUGGAGAGCAUGGAUCGUUAAUAAACCUUUCGUUUUGAGAUAUGACUUUUUUACAUAGCGAUAUUUUUGGUUUUUGGAUUUGGAAAUUACUAGAGAUUUUAGGGAUUUUAUCAGACUUUAUUGGUAGUUUUUAUUUUUUUAAAGAUUUAUUCCUUGUGUAGAGAGUAGAAACACCUAUGGAUGUUCAUGUUGCUAAAUCUUGAAUUUUGGUUCAUGGCUUCUUUUGUUGUUUUUGUUUGUUGAAUGUUUUUAUGGGUGUCGAAUCGGAUAAUUGUGUCAUGUGUUUUUGGUCUGACAUAACAAACUUUUGUGUAACAUGAACCUAUGUAGGUAAUUGCAUGCUAUAGCGUUUAGUUAAUUGCCUAAACCAAAAAAACGAUUUGUUUUGACAUGAUCUAAUUAGGAAAAUAUUCAAUCGGUUCUUUUGUUUCCAUAUACCAUGACACAAUGUGUCCGUCUUCCCUCUCAAGUCCCAAAUUCUUGAUCUUUCUAAAUUUAUGAAGCUUCCCACUUCCACUCACUCACUCCCUUGAGUUGCAAGUUUGUGAUGACUUCCACUUCCACUUAGACAAUGUCUGGGUUGCAUUGCCAAUUGCGUUGAAGACUUAGAAGUAUUGCAGUAUGAUUAAUUGUCAUAUUGUUUAAUCAUUUUAUUUGCUAACUUUGAAUGUGUUGAAGUAUCAUCAAUUGUGUG
Lactuca saligna is the source of this 2394-nucleotide messenger RNA. NCBI's taxonomy places the organism in Eukaryota, Viridiplantae, Streptophyta, Magnoliopsida, Asterales, Asteraceae. The record is from the annotation of a GenBank genome assembly.